UCCUCUCUGAUUGGUCCGUUCUGGUUUAUUCUGUUCUCUGAUUGGCUGCAGACCAUAGCAACAAACGCCAUGUUGUUUUUAUUUUUACAAGUCGACUAGAAUCUGAAGCUUCUUUACGACAUUAAUACACCGAAAACCCUUGUUUUUAAUAUGAAGUAUAGACGGAUUACAGCAGUAAUUAUAGUCGACUCAUCGCUUGACUUUGUCAGCGCCUCCUAGAGGUCGUUCGGAGCCGGUUUGAUGAGCCUCGGGUCGUCGUAGUUUUAGAUCUUUAGAGAUCAUGGAGAAGGUGGAGGUGUUUGAGGUUGUGAAAGUGACCGAGGAGGUGGAGAGCUACUACAGCCAGAUGGAGGGGACGACCCCCAAAAAGAGGAAGAGCAAAGCUCAAGAAGACAGUGUUGAGAAACCCAAGAAGCCCAGGUCUGCCUACCUGCUGUACUACUUUGAUGUCCAUCAGAUUAUGCAACAGGAAAUCCCCAAUCUACCACAGUCCGAGAUCAACAAGAGAAUCAGUGAGAGCUGGAGAAGACUCAGCGUGGCUGAGAAAGGCUACUAUCUGGAGAAGGCCAAGUCUGAGAAGGAGGGCAUAGACACAUCAUCUCCCAGCCCCUCCAAAGACCUGCCAGGCUUCCGCAAAAUCCUCCCCAGAGCCAGUUACUUCCUCGUGUCUAAAGGCUGCUCCUCAACUCAGCAGCUGGGAGGCUCUCAGCCAGAGGUGAGCGUGGAGUCUCUGGACUCUCCGGCGGAGGGAGGCCUGCCUUCCGUCUCUCUCACCCAAGUGUCCCAGUUCACAACUCUCGGGUUGGACAGCGAGGUGGAGCUUUCUGAGGAGCCCAUUGUUGUCGACGACAUAGCAGAGGAAACGGAAGUGACGUCUAAUCCCGCGGCUCCCAGAGGAAUCCCUCCCUCUUCCUCUGCCUCCACAGAUGCCAGCGUCUCACAGGGCUCUGCUGGCCUCACAGCAAACGGGGUCACGCUGAGAGGAAAUGAGGCGAGACUUGCCGGUAGUGGUUAUUACGGUGGGGCGAUGGUGCAGCAGAUACAGGGGGAAACGACACAGGUGGUCGCCAUCGUGCCCACCCAGAACCUGCUAGAGCCCAAGUCUUUGCCAGGUGUCAGCUCUGUGGGCCCGCUGAUGAUGGUCUCUGUAGGAGCCAGCACAGAACUAAGUGCCAAACCUUCCUAUAAAAUGUCUGUGAAGACGUACACCCGGAGAGGUCGAGGGAGGUGUCUAGAUCCUGGAUGUUCGUUUGUGUAUGUGACCCGCCACAAGCCGCCAAAGUGUCCUGAAUGUGGGAGCCACUUGGGUGGAAAGUGGAUACCUGCUGCAAAGAAGACACAAGAGAAAGAAGCUGCGUCUAAACAGUUGUCACAGAAAGCUGAAACCGAGACCGAUGAAAGCUGCCGACCCACAGCUCCCCCGGAUCAGGAGGGGAAUGCUGAUGUCGGUAAAACAAACACCACCGGGAGCAAAAAAGAAGGCCACGUUCAACGGCGCUCCAGAAAGCAGCGUGCAGUUCCAGCUGGAACGCCACCAGAGGGCAGCAGCACCAAGCAGCAGGAACAAACAGAACUGAUGAAAGACGACGACCUUCAGGGCGCGACAGUCCAAGGUCAAGACAGAAGCCAUGCCAGUGUUCAGAAGAGGCCUGUGAGGCCCAUCCUUCCUGCCUACUAUAACACAAGCCGUGCUUUGUUCCAGAUCAUAACUGUCCCACCUGACAAAGGAAAGUUUCAGACGGCAAACAACAACAACAACAAAUCAUCCGGCGUGCCUCCAGACAGUCUCUCAGGUCUCAAACCAAGCACUUUGAAGCAGCUCGGCCAGACAGUCCCGACAACCGCAGCCAAGCAGGAUUCUUCUGUCCCAGCAGAUGGAAACCAGCCGGUGUGUUCUCUGGCUGAUAAGAGAGUCAAUAUCGUGUCAUUCGUGCCUUUCAAACAACACACCGUCUCCAGCUUUGUCGAUUUGGGGCUUUCUACAGCACGAGGAAGGGGUCGGUGUAAAAACCCGUCCUGUGACUACAUGUACAAGAACAGACACAAACCGGCAGUGUGCCCUAAAUGUGGCUGUGAGCUGACCCAGAAGAACGCCAAGGGAGCAAAGUCUGGAACUCUGCUCGAUCCGCACCAGGCCCUGAGUCCCGCUCAGAAGGACGUCCAGCGCCAAAAUACCCUGCAGCUGCUGCACCGUUCCCUGCAGAUUCCCGAGAGCGAGACUGAGCUCCAGGAAACGUUGACCCUCAUCCAGGAGCUCAACAGCCUCCAGAUCAUCUUGGUCCAGCCGUGUGGCCAGGAGCACAAGGGCAGCGUGGAGACGGAGACGCUGGUAGAGUCUGGGUGGCCUCAGUUCUAUGAAUCAGCGGCUACUCACUGUGGCCUGUGUAACUUCCCUCUCUUCAAAGGAGAUCAGAGUACCGUCGCAGGACAGGAGGACUGCUGGCUGCUUACUCAGACGCUGAUCCAGACAGCCACUCUUCAGCUCAAGGUGUGUCUCAACGUUCAGUGUCUGGCUCUGCACAGCUUCACUGACCUGCAUCCAGGUUUGUUCAACAUUGGGAACAGACUGCUAGUUAGUAUCGACCUGUUUCUGAAGAUCAGGGCUGGUAUCAAACUGGGCCAACCCCCUCCUCAGGCAGCCAGGACCGUACUAGACCACACCCCCAAUCACCCUGUCCACGCUCUGAGUCCGGAGGAGUUGUCUCACAUUCAAGAGCUCCUCCUGAGUGGCUACUGGGCCUUUGAGUGUCUGACUGUGCGUGAUUACAACGACAUGAUCUGCGGCGUCUGUGGCGUUGCUCCCAAACUGGAGAUUGCACAGCGAUACGCGAACAACGUACUGGAGCUGAAGAAUGUGGAGUUUACCUGGCCUGAGGUUUCAGUCUCCGAUGAGGUGCACGUGGACGACUUCUGGCUGACCAUGGAAAGCGAGGCUAUCGAGCAAGCGACUUUCCCCACCGACAUCCCGAUCACACGAGUGGACGCUUCUAUCAUCGCUCCCUUCAUUCCCCCACUGAUGAGGAGUCCCACCGUCAUCAACACGGAGAAGGACAAGGUCCCGUCACACACCGAGCAGCCCUCAGGAGAUCCAUCAGCGUUGGUGCGUCUCAUCCAUGAUGGUCAGCUGAGACUCGACAAGAUUGAAGAUCACAGCGAGGACGAGCUGAGAACAAUACUGGAGCGCUGCGGGGCGAGCAUCACCCCAGACUCCACUAAGAAUGAGCUGCUGGCCUCCCUGAUCUCCUUGUACACACUCGUCCAUGGUGGCCUCUCCACGGCCCCACAGCCCCCUCCACACACCACCGCCGGCAAGCUGUCCAAGGUCUGCCCCCAUAAGGUGGUGUGCGGCUCUAAGUGCCUGGUGAGAGGAGAGACGGCUCGAGACCACGUAGACCUUCUACUGUCCUCCCGCUACUGGCCCCCGGUCUACGUCAGCGACUGCGCCCGUCAGGUGGCGCUCUGUGCCGACAUGCAGUACCCGGAACAGGCGACCCAGAUGUGGGGCAGGAACCAGGGCUGCUUCUCUGACCCUUUCGAGAAGCCAGAGUUUGUAUCGUGCGCUGAGCUACAAGACCAGCCGUACAGCGCCGACCUGUCUUUGGUGGCAGAGAACCAGCAGGUCCACCCAAUCACCAAAUCAUCUAGUUGCUGGCUGGUUCAUCCUCCCGGAGCAGCCCAGGAGGAGCCCUCUGCUCUUCCUUCAGAGCACCACUCGAUGGUCCUCUGCAGAGAUCUGGAGCCCUACGUCAGCCCGACGGCCGAGCUGGAGAAAGAGGAGGAGGAUGACGAGGAGGCGGAGCAGAAAGAGCAGACGGACGGAGCCGAGAACGACUCUGCAGAGAACUCGGAGGACUGUUACUCAGUGAGCCGUGCGCGGCGGCAACCCGUGGUUUUCAACAACACAGCUUAUUACUACCUUUACAACCGUCUAGUGGAUUUCCUCACCAGCAGAGACAUCGUGAGCCAGCAGAUCAACCAGGUGGUGAAGGCCUGCCAGCCCGGGGAGGUGGUGAUCAGGGAUGCUCUCUACCGACUGGGAGUGGCACAGAUCAACACGGAGAAAGAGGAGGAUGAGGGAAGCGGGGCGGAGUGGCAGACACAAGACGGAGGGACGGAGACGAAUGAGGUUGUGCUUCCUGAAUAGAAAUGUUGAGAACAGACGAUCAGCAUGCAGGCAGAGGGACGGACUGAAUGUAAAGAUGGCUGCAUGCAAAGAUAAUAAGAGACGGCCGUGAGGAGAGAUGCAACCAGGAGGACCCGAGAAGAUGGAAGUGACACGGUGCUAAACACAAGUACCUUACUCUUAGACUAGUAGAGGGGUCAGCAACCUGCGUCUCUUCAGCUCCUCUCCAGUGGCUCCCUGUGGACUUUUAAAAAUGGAAAUGUAUAACUGUUUUCUGUUUACAUUUUCAUUUUUAUUUAUCAUUGUUGUAGGUCUAUG
Molecule: messenger RNA, 4441 nt
Organism: Sebastes umbrosus (honeycomb rockfish)
Lineage: Eukaryota; Metazoa; Chordata; Actinopteri; Perciformes; Sebastidae
Gene: hmgxb3
Product: HMG box domain containing 3
Exons: 21
Coding region: 281-4144 (1287 amino acids)
Source: RefSeq, a predicted model, not a curated record